This is a messenger RNA of Grammomys surdaster, 2805 nucleotides long. It is a transcript of the gene Arhgap25, whose product is annotated as Rho GTPase activating protein 25. Gene Ontology annotation, biological process: signal transduction; negative regulation of small GTPase mediated signal transduction; phagocytosis, engulfment. The record is from RefSeq and is a predicted model, not a curated record. The transcript is spliced from 11 exons. Bases 140 to 2284 code for a protein of 714 amino acids. NCBI's taxonomy places the organism in Eukaryota, Metazoa, Chordata, Mammalia, Rodentia, Muridae. Gene Ontology annotation, cellular component: phagocytic cup. Gene Ontology annotation, molecular function: GTPase activator activity.
GAGAUUCUUCCGAGGAGGGGCUCUGCAUCCCAAAAGGCAGUGUCGACUGGGAUAUUUCUGGUAAAUCUGAACUCAAAGCAGGGUGCCAGCCCCUGGGGGACUGUGGGUGGGGCUUGGGGAGUUUCAGUGCCAACCCCAAAUGACAGAUGGAUGGCCAGUUCAUGUGAGAGAAAGGAGGAGACACGUGGGCAGAUCGGUCUGGAACGUAAGAGUGCCUGCAAAGCAGUCACCAGGCAGAGAAGGCAGAGGAACCGAAGGGAAGAUCAGAAAAGCAAGAAAGGCACAGCCUGUGACACACUGGCCACUUGACCGGCUACUCACCCAAAUUGGAAGCAAAAUGUCCCUGAAGUUGCCAAGGAACUGGGAUUUCCCCUUGAAAAUGGAGGCUGCGAAAAUAGCUCGGUCGAGGAGCGUGAUGACCGGGGAGCAGAUGGCGGCUUUUCACCCACCAACCACUCCCAACCCCCUGGAAAGGCCAAUUAAGAUGGGCUGGCUGAAGAAGCAGAGGUCCAUUGUGAAAAACUGGCAGCAGCGGUACUUUGUGCUGAGGGCUCAGCACCUCUUCUACUACAAGGACGAAGAGGACUCAAAGUCGCAGGGCUCCAUGUAUUUGCCAGGCAGUACAGUCAAAGAAAUCGCCACAAACCCCGAAGAAGCUGGGAAAUUUGUCUUUGAAGUUACUCCAGCCUCAAGUGACCAGAACCGCACAGGACAAGAUUCCUAUGUCCUCAUGGCCAGCUCCCAGGUAGAGAUGGAGGAGUGGGUUAAGUUCCUCAGGAGAGUUGCUGGCACGCCCUCUGGAGCGGUGUUUGGCCAGCGUCUGGAUGAGACUGUGGCCUACGAGCAGAAGUUUGGCCCUCACCUGGUGCCCAUCCUGGUGGAGAAGUGCGCUGAGUUCAUCCUGGAGCAUGGUGUGAGUGAAGAGGGCAUCUUCCGCUUGCCCGGGCAGGACAACCUAGUGAAGCAGCUGAGAGAUGCUUUCGAUGCAGGGGAGCGACCUUCCUUUGACAGGGACACAGAUGUGCACACGGUGGCCUCUUUAUUAAAGCUCUACCUCCGAGACCUGCCAGAGCCUGUGGUUCCUUGGAGUCAGUAUGAUGGCUUCCUGCUCUGUGGGCAGCUCAUGAACGCAGAUGAGGCAAAGGCUCAGCAGGAGUUGGUGAAGCAGCUUUCUGUCCUUCCCCGAGACAACUACAACCUCCUGAGCUACAUCUGCAGAUUUCUGCAUGAAAUCCAGCUGAACUGUGCCAUUAACAAGAUGAGCGUGGACAACCUGGCCACUGUGAUUGGAGUGAACCUCAUCAGGUCGAAGGUUGAAGACCCGGCUGUGAUCAUGAGAGGGACUCCUCAGAUCCAGAGAGUGAUGACCAUGAUGAUCAGAGACCACGAAGUCCUCUUCCCCAAGUCUAAGGAUGUACCACUCUCACCCCCUGCCCAGAAAAACGAUGCCAAGAAGGCUCCAGUGCCCCGAAGCUCUGUGGGAUGGGAUGCCACCGAAGACCCACCCCUUUCUAGGACAGACAGCUUCAGUAACACAGCAAGUAGUCCUGAUGCCACCAGCCCCACUGGACCACAGCCAGGUGACCAGAAUCAGGAAGACAGUGGAAAAGCCCCCAGGGAAAACCCAGGAGACUGGAAGAUGCAAUCCCGUAAAAGGACUCAAACGCUCCCCAACCGGAAGUGUUUCCUGACAUCCGCAUUCCAAGGCUCCACUAGCAGCAAACUGGAAAUCUUUAAAAAUGAGUUCUGGUCUUCAUCUUCAGAGGCUAAGGCAGGAGAAGGGCACAGGAGAACUAUGUCUCAAGACUUGCGCCACCUUUCCAAUGACCAGCGGACUUCUACCUAUGAUAAUGUCCCCACCUCACCAGGGUCCCAAGGGGUCCCACCAGGUGCACUCUCUCCCCCUGCCAGUGACUCUAAGAAAGAUGCUCCUGUCAGCACAGACUCUGAAAUGGAGUCUGGAAGUAAGAACUCUGGCGAGGAUGACCUUGAUUCUUUGCAGAGGAUGGUCCAGCACCUACAAAAGGAAAUAGAAACCCAGAAGCAGAUGUAUGAGGAACAGAUUAAAAACCUGGAGAAAGAAAAUUAUGAUGUCUGGGCUAAGGUGGUAAGGCUCAAUGAAGAACUGGAGAGGGAGAGGAAGAAAUUCGCGGCCCUAGAAAUUAGCCUUCGAAAUGUGGAGCGCUCCCGGGAGGAUGUUGAGAAGAGGAACAGAGUCUUGGAAGAAGAAGUCAAGGAGUUUGUGAAAUCAAUGGAGAAGCCCAAGACAAAGACCGAUGCUUGAGGGUCUGAGUUGUGUGGCAGGGACAGUCAACUCCAUUUCUUCAUGCUCUUAAUGAGCAGGAAGCAGGAUCACCUCCUAGGAUGGACAGGGUAUCUGAGGGGAUGUGCCACAAUCCUUCAUACACAGAAGAUGGCAGUGAGCAGGAACACGCCAGGACACUUGCAACCGUGUGCAGUGCUCCAAGGAUUGCGUUAUUCCACUGUGAGAAGAGUGAAUUGGAAUCUUCCAGUACAAGACCAGGUCCAAAGAAGAUAUUUAAGGUGUGUGACAUCUCAGGACCCCAGGUCAGCGCUAGACCAAGGCCUCAGUUCUUCGUUUUCUAUGUGGCUGACUUGCCUGGUCAGAUGGCUCUGGUCAGCUCUGAAACAUGGGCAGAAAAUGAUACUUAGAUCUCCAGUGCUAACCUACUGAGGGCCGCUUGGAGAGCCUGGACUGGUGGAACCAGAAUCAAACAAUAUUUAUAAAGGCAAAAUGGGUGAGAAAAUUAUAUUCAAAUAAAGAAAAUAGAAAACAAAAAUCAA